Messenger RNA from Ornithodoros turicata, 1110 nucleotides. RefSeq lists its product as uncharacterized. The coding region runs from base 117 to 1037 and encodes 306 amino acids. The record is from RefSeq and is a predicted model, not a curated record. The transcript is spliced from 11 exons. NCBI's taxonomy places the organism in Eukaryota, Metazoa, Arthropoda, Arachnida, Ixodida, Argasidae.
UCUCUCUCCCGCGGCUGCCGUUCUCCGACCGUCUUUUGUGAAGUGUAUUGCGCAGUGACAUUACGCCGCAGAUCGGAAAUAUUUUGCAUGGCGACUCCUUGUGGACAGCUUCACAAAUGAAGCGGGAUUCCGAGUCAUGUGAAUGUGCGCCGACAACUACUCCUACUCCCCCACCUGGAUGUCCUCCAGCAUCUACUACUCCGGCCACUACGCCCCCUCCGACAACGACAACUUCUGGACCUGGGUGUCCAACGCAGACAACUGCCGCUUCUACGACUGUUGCUUCCACAACGGCCGCUUCCACCACCACAGGUCCACCUUCAGGUCCCUGCAUCAACAUCACGCUCUCCAACCUUUUCAACCUGGGUAAUUGCGUUGGAAACGACUUGCAGUUCUGUACGCCGAACCACAACGGGAUAGUAGCUGGAGUCGUACGCCUGCUGGGGUGUUUGCUUGUUGGAUUGAGGAACGCCAAACCUGGCGACUACUUCGUGUCCGUCGGAUUCCUGUUGGAAGACAUCCUCAUAAUAGCGUACCGCGUGCUGGGCCUGCCUAAUCCGGAACAGUUCCGUGGCCGGAUAGUGGGCGUCUGCAAAGGGUCAAAUCCACCAGCGUAUUGUAGCGGUGUUCCGAAAAACGUGACCUGUGGACCUCCUCUCGUCAUCCAGCUGCCUGAGACACUCAACAUCGGGACAUGCUCGAACGAGACCUUGGUUGCCUGUCCUAAAAAUCAACCAGCUAAGAAACAGGACAACGCCAACCUUUUCACACUUCUUGGAUGCAUCCUGGACAAUUUGGGCCAGCAGAGGCUCGACAGAGUCGUCACGGGCGUUCUGUGCGAAUUACUCCGGCUAGUCAAUUAUCUUAUGGGCGAUCCUUCCACUGGAGGUGUCAAAGAGCCUGGACAAGGCACUCCCCUUCAGCCAGCAACAGAUGCCAUAAGCCAGAACAGCGGUGCCCUAUUUGGCCCACUUGGCGAUGUAAAGGAACAACUAGACAACGCACUCAGUGACCAAUGCCCCGGAAUCAAGCCGUGAAUGCGACGGUAUCACGAAAAUAUUGCCGACGCUUCGGUUAUGCAUUGAAAAAUAAAGAAAAGGACAGCCUUGC